Messenger RNA from Theileria equi strain WA, 423 nucleotides. RefSeq lists its product as hypothetical. The coding region runs from base 1 to 423 and encodes 140 amino acids. The record is from RefSeq and is a predicted model, not a curated record. The transcript is spliced from 2 exons. NCBI's taxonomy places the organism in Eukaryota, Apicomplexa, Aconoidasida, Piroplasmida, Theileriidae.
AUGAGUCAUGAUCAUGAUUCUGAUGGCCCUGGUUCAGGAAAUUCUGAAUCGCUAUCUCAUGGGUUGCAACAAAAUGCAAUAUACUGGGAAACUGGACAUAGAACGUACCUACCAUUCUGGGCAAACUUAUUAAAAAAGUUUAGCCCGAAAAUAAUCGACGACAGGCUUCGUAUAUCCUUAGGAGAGGCAAGCCCCGUUUCCUACGAACCAUUUGUAUUCUAUGGAAACUCAGCUUACUUUAGAAGUUAUUACGGUGAUCCUGAUGUCAGCGUUGUAUAUCCACUGAAAAAACCGACAAAUUUUUGUUUUUUGCCUACCGGCAGAUUGAGUUUAAGUGAACUAGAGCAUAAACUAAAGGUUCAUGGAGAUUCUAAGGUCUCAGAUAAGGAGAAAGUGCUUAAAAACCUUUUUGGCACAGCGUAA